AUGCUCUGUCAGAUUUGCACCUCCGGAGAGGAGCAAACCUCCGCUUCCCUGUUAGAAUACGACCAUAGUUCCCACCGGGGUAACCCGAUAUUCCCUAAGGUUGCUCGUAUCCCUGCCAGCAGUAAGAGGCUAAGGACCGCGAGGUAUCCCAAACCGGGAACGAGAAAUCCAACAAUCACGCUGAAAGUCGCCGACCUGGCAGACCCCAAGAGCAUACGGACCAGAGAGCUCACGCCACCGCCAAUCCUCGUGAAUCAGGAGCACUACUUCACCAGUGCAGCCUGGGUUUCCCAGACCGAGGUCAGUGUCGUUUGGAUGAACCGACCGCAAAACCUCUCGGUCGUUACGCUGUGCAAGAGCCCGAUGUGGUACUGUCAAGAGACUCACCGCAUCAGUGGCGAUGGCCGAGGUUGGGUCGACGAAAUGUCGGUGCCGUUCUUCAGCCAAAACGGAAGCUCCUACAUAGCCAUCUCGCCACUCCGAGAUGGGACAGCAGGACAUUUUCGACAUCUUGUACAUGUUCACAUCGGCAAAAAACGAAUUAUUCCAUUGACACACGGUCAUUUUGAAGUGAAUAAAAUACUCCACUGGGAUCAGACCAACAAUUUCGUAUACUAUUUGGGCGUCCCAGAACACUCGCCCGGACAGCAACAUCUGUAUCGGGCCUCAUCACUGCCACCGAAGCAGGGCACGCCACCUCGUGCCCCCCGAUGUCUGACAUGCAGCCACCAGCACAUUGGCCAUGCUCACGUCACCAAAAUGAAAGCAUCCAAUCGAGUUCAGCAACAGUGGAACGACGACUGGGAGGACGAACAGAUAGACGAACUGGAAGAGGACGAAUACAUUGAUAUUCCUGUCACAACUCCAUCGCCAAAGAAGAAACGACAAUCGGAGGAACCACCAAGCCCACCGACUCCAUGUCAGUACUUCACGGCGACCUUUGCUCCCAACAGCAAUGAAUUUGCCCUUAUCGAGUGUCUCGGCCCCGUUGUGCCAUUCAGUGCCAUCUAUCGGAUACAAGUGGACCCGACCAAGAGCCCCACGCAUGUAUUACACUUUCUGCAAAACAACACCGCACUUGCGGAAAGGAUUUCCAAAGUGGCGCUUCCGCAAGUGAAAUCCUUUCCAGUCAUGAUAUCCGGCGGAUAUCACGCUCAGGUGCGCCUGUUUCUGCCUCCAGGAUUGCGAGAGGACGAAAUAACGCGUUACCCGAUGGUGGUGCACGUCUACUCGGGACCGGGCACGCAACUCGUCACUGACAAGUGGCAAAUCGAUUGGAACACAUAUCUGGCUGGCACCAAGGACUACAUUAUUACCCAGAUCGACGGGCGGGGCUCCAGCGGUCAGGGCUAUCAACUUCUGCACGAGGUGUACCGCAGGCUCGGUACCGUGGAAGUUUCCGACCAGCUAGAGGUGGCCGAGUAUUUGCGCGACAGUUUGCACUUUGUCGAUAAACGACGUGUGGGAAUUUGGGGUUGGAGCUACGGUGGCUACACGGCUGCCCUGGCGAUGGCCAGCCCCACGUCAUUGUUCCAGUGCGGCAUCAGUGUCGCGCCAGUCACUAAUUGGAAACUUUACGACUCGACGUACACGGAGCGCUACAUGGGUCUGCCGAACGUGACCGACAAUUACAAGGGAUACGAGGAUAGCGAUUUAUCAAAACACGCUGAAAAGCUGCGUGAUAAGCAAUUUCUUAUGGUCCACGGCACCGCGGACGAUAAUGUGCACUUCCAGCAGACGAUGGUUUUCUCGAAAGAACUCUCGGCGAAGGGUGCACUGUACAAGCAGCUGAUCUACCCGGACGAGGGCCACAAUCUGGUCGGCGUGAAAAAGCAUCUCUAUCGAUCGAUGACGAUAUUCCUGGAGGAAUGCUUCCGAAAGCUGGUUCCGCAGGAAGUGAAAGCAGGUCUUGGCAAUGGCGGCUCGAGUGAUUAAUAUUUGCUCGAUUACUUCGGUAACACUGACUCAGCAUCAAGUUUCAUGUAAAAGUUUCUUCCUACUUCUUCGAACAGACUUACAACUUGCAGUUUCUCAGUAGUCUCGGCCAUAACUUUCGAGCCGCCUGAUGGUAUAGACGUUUCUUCACCAUAGAGCCACGGUUCCAUGCCGUUUUCUGGUUCUAUCUCGUUCUAAUAGUGCCCGACCUCCGAUCCCGUUGUAGGGGACGGAGUUUGCUGCCGUAGGAUUAAUCAUGGAACCGUGGGGUAGUGUUUUUGCGAACGUUAUCACAUUAAUUGACGAAUCGGUAGAAAUUGAGCAAUCGUUCAUUCAGAAGAAAAGAGCCUUGAGGGACAACUGGCAAAAAAUUAACAUCCGUAGGAAACUUUAUCAGUAAACUUGUAGCCGUUUUGAACACUGGAUUCAAAAGUAGUCACGUAGUGUUAUCGGAAGUAAUGAUCCACCACAUACAUAAUUCAAAGACAACACAUCAAAGCAAUUAACUAUUAAUUAGAAAGAUGCAAAGCGAAAAGAAAAUCAAGAACAAAAUAUGGUUGUGACACAUUCAAACGGGAUGCAGCGGAAUCUGCUCAGCAUUAUCAUCCUCGUUAAAGUAAGAAUCUGCGGUUUAGUCUGGCUUUUAAGGUCGAACUAGUCGCAGUGUACAGAUAUCAAACUACAUUUGUUUAAAAAAAAGCUCUGCUCAAUGUUGAAGGUACUUGAAAUUGAGUAUAUGUGUAGAAAAUAGACAAAAGGAGGUAUCCAUUGACACCUUCAAAAGUGCCCGUCGGGUUAUGAAAAAUAAGCAUUCUAAUCAAUUAAGAAAAUCACACCAGUAUAUACAAAACACAAAUCUUACAUUUCUGUACAACAAACUUAGCAUUCCCUGAUUCGGCAAGGUUCUACACCCAACCAGCGGAUGUUAGAUUUUCUAACAAUUCUGUAUAAGAAUCUACCAACACCUGUACAAGUAUUGUAUAAGAAUCUAACAAUUUUGUAAGCUUUUCUAACAAUAUUUGUUUGAUAGCUUACAUUUUUUGUAUAAGAAUCUAACAAUUU
Messenger RNA from Armigeres subalbatus, 2997 nucleotides. It is a transcript of the gene Dpp10, whose product is annotated as venom dipeptidyl peptidase 4. The transcript has 10 exons. The coding region runs from base 1 to 1935 and encodes 644 amino acids. NCBI's taxonomy places the organism in Eukaryota, Metazoa, Arthropoda, Insecta, Diptera, Culicidae. Gene Ontology annotation, biological process: proteolysis. The record is from RefSeq and is a predicted model, not a curated record. Gene Ontology annotation, molecular function: dipeptidyl-peptidase activity; serine-type peptidase activity. Gene Ontology annotation, cellular component: plasma membrane.